This is a messenger RNA of Pieris napi, 4457 nucleotides long. It is a transcript of the gene ogre, whose product is annotated as innexin inx1. Gene Ontology annotation, cellular component: plasma membrane; gap junction. Lineage: Eukaryota; Metazoa; Arthropoda; Insecta; Lepidoptera; Pieridae. The coding region runs from base 383 to 1471 and encodes 362 amino acids. The record is from RefSeq and is a predicted model, not a curated record. The transcript is spliced from 8 exons. Gene Ontology annotation, molecular function: gap junction channel activity.
GACAGCUGUCUGAGGAGCACGGAGUUCUCGAUUAUUUAGUCUGUAGUAAUACAAAAUAAAUUGUUAAGUGCGCCGAUCGGCCGUGUGUCAGGAUUUUUAAUUUAUUUACCGAAUUAUUGUGUUUCGUCUAUUGUUUUUCAUAUAAUUUUUAGUUCUAUUACUCAAGUUGAAUGGAACUUUUAGCUAAAGCCGCUAAAUAUAAUGAAUCUCGAGUUUGAACACUACUUACAGUAAAGUGGAAGUAAACAUUCGCAGUAAUUUCCAUGGAAAACAUCGUUAUCAACAUAGUUUGAUGCCAGUACCUUGACAAUAAUCGCACAAGCGAUAUCAAUUAUACAAGACUGAUUUUAAGUAGACAUUCCUAUAUGAUGCAAUAGACAAGAUGUUCAAGCUCUUGGGAGGACUUAGUGUGUACUUCAGGUACCAGCCUGUUCAGACUGACAAUGCCGUGUUCAGGCUGCACAAUAUUUUUACCACAGUGCUGUUGCUUACAUGCUCUGUUAUAAUCACGGCGACGCAGUAUGUGGGACAGCCGAUACACUGCAUAACGGGGCCAGGGCUGCCGAACCAUGUGGUCAACACGUUCUGUUGGAUCACGUCAACGUUUACGAUGCCCGAUGCGUUUGCUCGAGAGGUGGGAAAGGAGGUGGCACACCCGGGUGUGUUGAAUGAAUAUGACAGCUCGCAGGACAAGAAGUACUAUACCUAUUACCAGUGGGUUUGCUUCGUGCUGUUCUUCCAGGCGAUAAUGUGUUACACACCCAAGUACCUGUGGGAUGCCUUCGAAGGUGGCCUUUUGCGCACUAUUAUUAUGGGCCUCAAUAUAGGAGUCUGUCACGUGGAAGAGAAAGACAAGAAGAAGGACGUUAUAAUUGGCUAUCUCAUCAGGCACGAAAGGAGGCACAAACUGUAUGCGUUCCGGUACUGGGGAUGCGAGCUCCUCUGCCUGGUGAACAUCAUCUUACAACUGUGGAUGAUGGAUAGCUUCUUCAAUGGAGAGUUCCUUUCAUAUGGUACCAGAGUGCUGGGGUAUAGUGACGUGCCGCAGGAAGAAAGAUACGAUCCGAUGAUAUACGUGUUCCCUCGCGUAACAAAAUGUACAUUUCACAAGUAUGGUGCGUCAGGCUCCAUACAAACCCAUGACAGCCUCUGCAUACUACCGCUGAAUAUAGUGAAUGAGAAGACCUACAUAUUUCUGUGGUUCUGGUAUAUUAUACUCGCGGUGUUAUUGACUCUACUUGUAAUUUACAGGCUAGUAAUACUCUUCGUGCCAUCAAUACGACCGCGCCUAUUACACGCACGCGCUCGUACGAUUCCGAUGGAAUCAGCGGUUUUCAUAUCACGAAGGACCGAUGUUGGUGAUUGGUGGCUGCUUUAUAUGUUGGCCAGGAAUAUGGAUCCGUUGAUAUACAGGGAACUGAUAGCGGAGCUUGUAAAACGCAUGGGAGAGAAGAGUGGACCGCGAGCGUGACGUCCGCCGCAAACAAUAGCCGUGCUCAGUGUAUGACAUCGUGAUAAGCCUUAUAUAUAGUUUAUUGGAGCUUCUUGGCUUCAUUUGGCCUCUUUUGGCCAUUCAUAACUUGGCCAAACCCGGCCUAACUUGAUUUCGACAACACCAUUCAGCCUAAUUUGGCAAUAAUUAAGUUAAGGGCUCAGAAAGGUUUAGCUCUACUUGACAUGGCUAAAUCUAUUCGAACCCAACUUGCCAUCACGUGGUCAAUUCCAAUAGGCUGUUUUUGCAGUACUUGGCGUAGAUUAUUACUUUUUUAAUUUUAUAAAUCCAAACUUAUUAAAUCAAAGUCUUUAUAAAAAGUUUACAUGUGAUAAACGUAUACGUUCUCAAUCGUAUAUAACGAAUACGGAUGACUCGAAUUGCUGCUCAAAUUAUAUUAACUCUAAAAUCAAUACGUUCCUAGCAAUUUUUGCUUAUUGAAGCUUUUUGAUUAAUUUCUGUGUUUUUUUUUAAUAUUGACUUGAUAUAAAUAGGUCUUGUUAUUCUCAUGGAGUUAGUUUUCUUUUUGCUCAAUAUUUUCUCAAAUUCUGAAGAAACAUCGUAAGGUAAUCUAUAUGUUAUAAUAUCUUAAACAAACCCCUACUUGCUUAUUAAGAUCAAUGACAGUUGUAGAAAUCUCAAGCCAAGAAUUUAAGGGGUUGGUACACCACUAAAAAUGGUGUCUGUAAAGUCGGUUUACGGGCGAUAGUUCGUAACGUCAUAACAAAACAUUGAUGAAAUGAUUGCAUACUUAAGUUUUCGAGUGGAAGACAGUUGCGGCGCAAGCGUACAAUGCGCGUAACGGGACAGUGAGCGUAACGGGACAAUGAGUCAUGCUUUUUCGUGCGUGCAGCCGGCGUUCAUUGAUUUAUUGUCACGUCACGUCAAAAAAUACUUAUUAUAAAUCUAUUUUUGAUCUAUUAAUUUCUACGCCAAGUUCGGUUUCAACAUUCGUGACGUAUUCGAAUUUAUUUGUGCUCAAAUAUGAUUGUAUAGCAUCAAUCACUGAUGCCUAUAUAAAAACCAAUCGUAAUCUCAACGAGUCGUAAAGUUUAUAGAGCGAAAUGAAAGCUUAUUUUUAUGUUACGAUUUACGUGUCGUUGUUAUUACGGAUGGUAAUUUUUAAUAAUCUUCUGAAACUAGGUGAAAAAUUGGUUCAUCAAGUUUAAGAUCUUGCUUUCGAAAUCUCACAAUUUAUGUCUCAAACAGCUAUCUAACGGUCUUAGUUCUCAAAGUUAAACUUCCGUUAUGUCGCUGGAUUUUGGCCAUGUAAUCUCAAUUUCCAUGACUGUUUAAGACUUAAAGUAAAACCCGUUUAAAUAUCAAAAAAAAGCCAAAAGCCUAAUGUUACUAAUCUCUCUAUGAAAGGGUAUUUAAAACCCGGAUUGAAUUUAUACUUCUUUUGGCGCCUUAGGGAAAAAUCGCACACCGUCACAAAAAACCCUGAAUAUUUGUUCUAAGUCGGUAAAACAGUCUCGGCCGCUAGUUGUCGCUUGCUCUGUUUUAUCGACAAGUUGCAUUGUCUGUCAUGGCGUAGUGUUUUUCAGAGUCGUGUUUAUUUAAACCAACAUAAUGAUGUCUAUACAAGAAAACCCGUUCCAAUGUGAUAAAAAACAUAGUGUUUAUUGUAAAAUAUCAUGAUUAGUACAUAUUACAUCGUUUCGAUUGGAAGUUGCCAUUAAAAUAGAAAAUAAAAAUGCAGUUCGAAGAGGGAAACGUCCCUCUAGCUCGAAGAAAAUUAUUACGCCAAAGAAGUAUGUACUUCUAACGUGUGUACAUAAGUACACACAGUUUUUUUUAAUGUUGUAGUUUUGUAAACACGUCAAUACUAUUCAGUUUUGACAGCUCGAAUAUACAACAAUUUAGUUUCUGACACGUAUUUGAAUCCAAUGUUUAUUUCUAUAGAAAAACUAGCAAUAUUAUUAUAUUAAAAGUAGCAAUUAUUAAAGACCAAUUUCACUCAGCCAAAAUGGCAUCUUAAUCGGGUUUUACUUGAUUUUGUAUUGCUUUAGAGUUAUCUCAACUUUAGGCGACUGAUUUGUACCCUAUACAAGGUAUUAGGUUGUAUUAAUAUUUCAUUUAAAUAUAACUCAUUUAAUGGAUUUAAAUGUUCUAACAUUACGAAUUGACUUUAAUACAAAGUAUUCCACAAAAAAAUUGCACUUACUAAAAUGCUCUUUUCUCUCUUUCUGUCACAUUGUGUUUACUGUGUUGAAAAGAGACAAAUGAAUAGUCAAAGUGCAGUUGGACUAUGCCCUAUGUAUAACUGGGUUUAAUAUUUCAUUGUAAGGGGACCUGAUUUUGUGAUUGUCUGGUAUAGUAAACUCCGAAAAUUUCCAUGUAAUUCAGAGUGCCAAAUGCGAUAACAUUUUUUAUAAGUAUCUGUGGUUGUGUAAGUUGCUACGCAUAUCAAAUGCUUGAAUUAAGUUUUAAAUGAUUUAUAUAUUCUUAUUUAGGUUAGAUUAUAGCAGUUGUUUAUUAAGAACUAACAGUGAGAACUUAUUUUAUUGGAAAAUAACUUAUAACAGGUCACCAUCCUACAUGUAUUAAGACGUAGUUUUAUAUUGUAAACAAACAUAUAUACGAGAUACAUUUAUAUUUCAAAUCUAAAGAUUUAAUUUUAGAGACACCUCAUGCAUACCUCCGAAUAUAUUGAAAAAGCGCCAUCUAUUCAGAACUACCGUAAACUUAUUUUAAAUCAAACAUGGAAUUAAGAACACAGUUUUGAAUUAAUAAAUUAAGAAAUUCAUGUUUUUAUAAAUAGUAAAUAGUAAAAAAUAUAGAGAUGCUUAAGCUAUCUUUCAAGGUAGUUAACUCUAAUUCAGAUAGAUGGCGCUCACCGGUAGUAACUCUGAAAUGCCUUAGAAAAUUAUCUUCGAUGUUUUAUUAUAAAUUUCUAUUCAACUUCCUCUUGUACAUACAGCUUUAUGGAUUGUACCCUCAGUUUGAUCAGAUUAAUUAGCGA